AUGGCCGGCCUCGUCGGGAACCUGGGACAAGCCCGCCGCCCCGCCCCGCAGGAGUACAGGCUAGCAGGCCAGGAAAACCCAGCCACUAAAACCCGCUACUUCCUCCGUAGACUGUUGGGCUCCGACCCCUCGCAUCUGAGUGAAGACGACCUCCCUGGCGACUUGCAGUCCCUGUCGUGGCUAACGUCCGUCGAUGUCCCUCGGCUGCAACAGAUGACCAGCGAAAGAAUGGAUUUUGGCAUCAGUUCCCAGAAUGUUGUCCUGCAACAGACAGGUUCCAUGCACACCCCAGGGGCUCCAGGACCACCGACUCACAUACAAGCCAGGGUGUCUCCAAGCAUUCUAGGACUUAACACCAUCUCACCCCAUGGAACCGACGUAAGUCAGUAUGUUGUUGGGGGACAGCCGUCCCCAAGCCUUCAAAUGCAGCCAGCCCCUCUCUUCCCUCCUCCAUCCUGCCACACGCAGCAGAUCUUCACCAUCACGCACAGCACGCAACAGUGCUCCCCAGUGGCAAUCUACAGCACCACUUAUGGAACACACACCCACUUUUCUCAGCCCCGCCUGGCUCCCCACACAGCGCAAGAGCUACACACCAAGCACUACCCCAAGCCAAUCUAUUCCUAUAGCUGCCUGAUUGCCAUGGCCUUGAAGAGCAGCAAGACGGGCAGCCUCCCUGUCAGCGAGAUCUACGGCUUCAUGAAGGAGCACUUCCCCUAUUUCAAGACCGCCCCUGAUGGCUGGAAGAAUUCCGUGCGGCACAACCUGUCCCUGAACAAGUGCUUUGAGAAAGCGGAGAACAAGUCGAGCAGCACCUCCCGCAAAGGCUGCCUGUGGGCCCUCAACCCUGCCAAGAUAGAGAAGAUGGAGGAAGAAAUGCAGAAGUGGAAGAGGAAAGACCUCGCCGCCAUUCGCAGGAGCAUGGCGAACCCAGAGGAACUGGACAAGCUGAUCACCGACCGCCCCGCUGGCUGCAGACGGUCCAGCAAGCCAGGAGAGGCCGAAGCGUCCGUGCGCAGCCAUGGGGCAGCGGCCACUCCAGGCCACCUCUUGCAGGUGCAGCCCCAGCCGAUGGGGACUCUUUCCUUGCAGUCCAUCCGGCUUCAUCGGCAAAUCCAGACCCAGGCGUGCUUGGCCCCAGACUCACCAGCCCCUGCGCAGACGCCCCCCCUUCACGCCCUGCCCAGCAUCCACCACAGCCCCCUCCCUCAGCAACUGAUGAGCCGGGGCCCCGAUUUUCUCAGCGCGAUGACUGACCUGAAUACAGAGGUUGAUGCCCUUGACCCCAGCAUCAUGGACUUUGCACUACAAGGGAACCUGUGGGAGGAGAUGAAGGAGGAGAGCUUCAGCCUCGAGACGCUGGGUGCCUUCAGCAACUCCCCCCUGGCGCUCUCCGACUGCGACCUCGCCCCCGCCAGCCUCCCUCCUGCACCCAGCGCCAGCGACCACUCCUUUGCGGAUGUACAGGUGACGGGCCUCUACGCGACCUACGCAACCCUGGACGCCGUUUCGCCCACACAGUACCUGGGCCCUCCGGGGAACAAGCCCAUCGCACUCCUCUGAAAGCCACGCUGGGCCUCGGACCGA
This is a messenger RNA of Candoia aspera, 1587 nucleotides long. It is a transcript of the gene FOXN4, whose product is annotated as forkhead box N4. Bases 1 to 1563 code for a protein of 520 amino acids. NCBI's taxonomy places the organism in Eukaryota, Metazoa, Chordata, Lepidosauria, Squamata, Candoiidae. Gene Ontology annotation, biological process: regulation of transcription by RNA polymerase II. Gene Ontology annotation, molecular function: transcription cis-regulatory region binding; DNA-binding transcription factor activity, RNA polymerase II-specific. The record is from RefSeq and is a predicted model, not a curated record. The transcript has 9 exons.